Molecule: messenger RNA, 1260 nt
Organism: Daphnia magna
Lineage: Eukaryota; Metazoa; Arthropoda; Branchiopoda; Diplostraca; Daphniidae
Product: protein mono-ADP-ribosyltransferase PARP16
Exons: 5
Coding region: 1-1149 (382 amino acids)
Biological process (GO): endoplasmic reticulum unfolded protein response
Cellular component (GO): nuclear envelope; endoplasmic reticulum tubular network; membrane
Molecular function (GO): NAD+ poly-ADP-ribosyltransferase activity; kinase binding; protein serine/threonine kinase activator activity
Source: RefSeq, a predicted model, not a curated record
AUGAUAACAUUAUUCCCGUCGCCACGUAGAGCUAAACGUAAACAAACCAGCGUCGUCUGCUCCAUCUUAGUUCCCAACUGCGACGUGUCAACACAAGAAAUUGUUGGCUGGAUCCCCCAGGAACAAAUUAUUGUAAUCAGUACACAGUACUGCCCAAUAACAAACUCCAAACAAACACAAGGUAGUUGCCUGACCAAGAAGAUGAUUGAAACUGAAAUUACACCUAGCCAAGCUUGUUUUCAUACAUCCGAGCUUGAAGAUGAUGCAGAAGAAUGGAGUGAACUGGAAACUGAGAUGCGACGAGAUUUAUUGGCCCUUGAUUUGCGAAUUUCAUUAUUUGUCGGAGCCGUGCAAAAUUUCAAAUAUGAAUCACUUCUUAAACCUGUACCUGCAAAUUACCGAAAAAGUGACGGCGAAGCAGAUAUCGAAACUAUACGAGAACUGGUCUCAAGACUUCCAGAAUUGCCUCUUCUUGAUGUCAGCAACAAACAGGAUCCCGAAAUAGCAAGUUUUAUGAAGACAUUCUUUUUGAAUCACAAUCAGAAGCUCAGCCUAAUCUCUAUAGAGGAGUUUAAACGGCAACUGUCCGGACAAAUUGAGCUACAACUUGCUCCACGAUGGAUUUUUCAAAUUGAUCAUCUCUCUCGCAGUCAGCAGGCCUGGGAGCGUAGAAAAGCAUCUUCUUCUACGUUUUGCGCGUUUCACGGAAGUCGUUUCGAAAACUUCCAUUCAAUUUUGAAUUUGGGUCUUCAUCAACAUCUCAACAAGACCUCUUUGUUUGGUGAAGGAAUUUACUUAUCGACUGAACAGUCUUUAAGUCUUCAAUACUCCCCUUGUGGGCAAGGCUGGAAUAAGAGUCAGUUGGGACCAGAGCUGUCUCUACUCGCCGUUUGUGAAGUUAUUAAUCAUCCAGACGUGAAAAGAAGAGGUUCGAGACCAUCAGCAGCUGAUUCCGUGAUUCCGGACAAGUAUAUUCUCGUGACCAAUAACGAGCUCGUCCGCCCACGUUAUUUCCUAGUAUAUACAAGACCUAAAGCGAAGAAAGUUAAAGUUACGAGUUUCAUAGAGCGUUACAAAUUUGUUUUGUUCCUCGGGCUCUACGUUUCACUUUUGCUCGCGAUUGGUCUCGCUAAAAAGGUGACGAUUUAAACCGCACAAGCACGCAUCCUAUUUUUUCUUCUUUUUCCUAAAUGUUGAUUAGUUUUUCUGGUCACACAAUUUUGUUUAUUGCAAUAAAAAACACAAUAUUUUGAUACCAAA